AUGAACAAGGAUGCUGUUCAAAAUGAGCGUCAGCCGAGGAACAAGGCCACAAUAAGACCAUCUUUGGACCUCGAUCCUCAAAACUUCUUUAGCCAAUAUGCUGGUACUGUGUCUGCAGUCUUAUCCCAGCCAGAAGUAACCGAAACUAGAGAAGAAUCUCCGGUGAGUGCUGUGAGUGAAGGCAAGACAGAAGAUGAAA
Auanema sp. JU1783 is the source of this 199-nucleotide messenger RNA. The record is from the annotation of a GenBank genome assembly. Lineage: Eukaryota; Metazoa; Nematoda; Chromadorea; Rhabditida; Rhabditidae.